AAAAACAUUUCGGCACCAAUCUGAUCGGCUCAAUUACUUUCUCUUCCAGCCUUUGCUCUCAAACCACCGCUCAAACGCCUCAACAUCAGCAGCAGCAGCAACAACAGCAACAUCAGUCGCAACAGCAGCAACACCACUCCUCACAACUUCAUCCUCACUCCCUGCCUCACUCACAAUCGCCACUGGGCACAGCUACUGCGGUCACUUCCGCAACGUCUGGUCAAUGCAGCCCGCUAACGUUGCCGCCACAGUCGCAGCCACUGCAGCCAACAAUCACUUCACUGGCAUCACUUAGCAGUCAUUAUAAUACGCCGCCCAACUUGAAUUCCAGCUGCAGCCUUUCGUCGGGGUUAAGCGCCUACACUUCGCUUAGUGCCGCCGCAACUGCGCCAUUCAGCCAAUCGCCCGGCAGCAGUUUUUCCACAUAUCAGCAUCCCCAUGCGACAACCGACGGCACCUCGAGCGGCGUCGAUGGGCCAGCAGGCCUAAGUAAUGCGAGUGCUUCGAGCGCAGGCCGACAUUCUCAUGCGGAGCUAGGUGGUGGUAUUGGUGUGGGGGUGGGUGGCGCGGCCAGCACAGGUAUGCCUCAUUGGCUCCCAGCGGAGCCACAUUUGGCAUCGGUGAAGUCGGAGAAUCGCAGUCCUGGGCUGAAUAACAGCGGUGGUGGUGGCGUUGCAUCCAGUGUGAAUGCCAACAACAGUGGUAUUGAGAGCCAAUCAUCUAUGGGCGGAAACAGCGCUACACAGCGCUUGGAUGGUAGUGGUGCCAUCAGCGGCAAUGGAAGUACACCGGGCAACAGUUCAAUCUAUGGUUGCUCUUCGGUUGGCGUCGGAAGUCUGAGCGGCAUGGAGAGCAGCGUCGCAGGCAUUGGAGCAAACUCCUCUUCCAGCGCGGCCAUGGCGGCGGUGAAUUCAUCAGCUGCAGCAGCAGCCGCAGCGGCUGCUUACGACACCAGCAAACACGAUUACUACAACUAUUACAAUAGCAUGCAGCAGUACACGCCGCCAUUCUACUCCACCUAUGGCACGCCAUACACCACUGCAGCAGCGCGUGCUGCCACUAAAAUCGAGCCCAGUUCACCAUACCUAACGUCGUCGUAUGCGACAGCCACCGGCAAUAACAACUCCUCGCAACUGUAUCCAACCGCCUAUGGCUACAACAACUUUGCGCAAUUUGGUACAGCAGCCGCAGCAGCCGCGCAGCAGGACUACGGCAGCUACUACAACGAUCAGUAUGGCAAUUAUUACAACCCGGCCAGCUACUCGCCGUAUGCGGCUGUAAGUUCGCCCAGUUCGAGUGCGGCUAGCCACGGCUUCCAUGUGGGCGCCUCCAAUUUGUCGGAAAGUCCCACCGAUACGCACUCGACCACGCCUGUGCUGCACGCCACACACUCACCACACUCGCCGCUGCCGAUCUCACCGAAUGCCAAUGCCGCGGCGCUGAACUCUAAUUCCAACACGGCGGCGGCAACGGCACACACCAAAAGUACGCCUACCAGCAAAAGUGGGCGCUCACGCGGACGACGUCAUCAGCAGCCGAGUCCAACGCGCAGCACCACUUCGGACACACCAAACAGUGAUGCGGCUAAGCCGCCUGAACGCGUCUUUAUCUGGGAUCUGGAUGAGACGAUCAUCAUUUUCCAUACGCUACUCUCCGGUUCCUUCGCCAAUCGCUACACCAAAGACCAAAGCACGCUGCUGACGAUCGCAUUCCGCAUGGAAGAGAUGGUCUUCAACAUGGCCGAUACGCAUUUUUUCUUCAACGAAAUUGAGGAAUGCGAUCAGGUGCACAUCGAUGAUGUGUCCUCCGAUGAUAAUGGUCAGGAUUUGAGCAAUUACAACUUUGCGACGGACGGUUUCCAUUCGGGUGCGCCACCCGGCGCGCCGCCAAAUCUUUGCCUGCCAACUGGCGUACGUGGCGGUGUCGACUGGAUGCGCAAGCUGGCGUUCAGAUAUCGCAAAAUCAAGGAGAUCUACAACACCUACAGAGGGAACGUUGGUGGCUUGCUGGGUCCUGAAAAGCGUGACGCCUGGCUGCAAAUACGCUCGGACAUUGAAAUGGCUACCGACAACUGGGCUUCACUGGCUACGAAGUGUCUGAAUAUGAUCGCGCAGCGCGAGAAUUGUGUGAAUGUGCUCGUGACGCAGACGCAGUUGGCGCCCGCAUUGGCUAAAGUGCUGCUCUUCGGGCUCGGCGGUAUAUUCUCCAUCGAGAAUAUCUACAGCGCGCACAAGAUUGGCCAUGACACCUGCUUUGAACGCAUUAUGACACGAUUUGGUCGCAAAGGCACCUACGUAGUCAUAGGCGAUGGCACCGAGGAGGAGAAUGCAGCGAAGACGUACAACUUCCCCUUCUGGCGCAUUUCGUCGCAUAGUGAUAUACGCGCACUUUACACAGCGCUCGAUAUGGGUUUCUUAUGAAAGGCGCGCUG
Rhagoletis zephyria (snowberry fruit fly) is the source of this 2431-nucleotide messenger RNA. RefSeq names its product developmental protein eyes absent-like. Gene Ontology annotation, biological process: positive regulation of DNA repair; multicellular organism development; negative regulation of extrinsic apoptotic signaling pathway in absence of ligand. The record is from RefSeq and is a predicted model, not a curated record. Lineage: Eukaryota; Metazoa; Arthropoda; Insecta; Diptera; Tephritidae. Gene Ontology annotation, cellular component: nucleus. Gene Ontology annotation, molecular function: protein tyrosine phosphatase activity.